GCCAAACCUCAAGCAAUGCUUGCCCUCACUGUAUCGCCGAUCUCAACCGCGCCGUAGCGGGCCACGACGGGCCUGAAGGCCUGCAGGAGUUCCAAUUCUUUUCCAACGAAGACACGUUGGCCUGGCUGUUUAAUGACUCCAAGGCCGGGCCCGAGGGCAACAGGCCUGAGGAGAUCGCUAGGCCCAUGCAGGCUGCGGCCGGGCGGGGGUUUAAUUAUUUUGAGGGAUUGAGGGGUUCUUGUAACCCGGGGAGGUUGACCCUUGAUGUUUGUUUGAGCGGGACGAGCUCGCCGGACUCGAUGGUCAGGCAGUCGCCGUCUGUGGAUGUUUCUUCGUUCGGCGGCGAUGGGGCAUGUUGGAUCCGGUGGUAACGUCAUGCCUUUCUCCGGCGUUGGCCCCGCUACGUUUAGCCUCGACCCCUCCGGCAACAACUGCGCCACAGCCGAAGGCACGACGUCGAGCCAAAGCGACCCAAACCCCGACAGAGAGGCAAAAGUGUUGAGGUACAAAGAGAAGAGAAAGAAGAGGAAAUACGAGAAGCAAAUCCGAUACGCUUCAAGAAAAGCGUAUGCGGAGAUGAGGCCGAGGAUAAAAGGGCGAUUUGCGAAGACACCGGAGACGAGCCAAGCUCCGGCGGUUAACCCUCCGAAUUAUAAUCAGGAGAGGUUUGAUUUUGGAUGGUACCAUCCUUAGUAUCUAAACUUGAUGAUGAUGAUGAAGAAGGAAUAAUGUAGAUGGUUCAACUUUAAGAUUUUUAUUUUUUAUUUUUUAUAAGAACGUUGUGGCUUGUUUCGAGUCAUUUGAUUGAAACGUACCUAAUUGAUGGGAGCGCACACUGGACAAAAGGUUAGCAUUUGUCUGAUUUA
Messenger RNA from Asparagus officinalis (garden asparagus), 866 nucleotides. Its product is annotated as zinc finger protein CONSTANS-LIKE 4-like. Gene Ontology annotation, biological process: regulation of flower development. The transcript is spliced from 2 exons. Gene Ontology annotation, molecular function: protein binding. Gene Ontology annotation, cellular component: nucleus. NCBI's taxonomy places the organism in Eukaryota, Viridiplantae, Streptophyta, Magnoliopsida, Asparagales, Asparagaceae. The coding region runs from base 325 to 693 and encodes 122 amino acids. The record is from RefSeq and is a predicted model, not a curated record.